AUGGAGUCCGUUCGUCAAAACAUCAAGCAAUCCAUUGCCGGCAUCGGCAAGGAUAAGCAUCCCAAGGAGGUCGCGGUGAACGUCAACGAGAUGGAAGUCUCGGACGGGGAGAGCGAAAGCACGACUGUCGCAUCCAACCAAACUUCACAGGACGACGUCGAUAACAAGAGCAGCCUAACAAUCACUGCAAACAACGCCAACACUUCCAAGUUAACCGUCGUGACCAAGCUUCACGACUACGAGCGAUUGACCAAAAUAACACGGACUGUCAGGAAGCUGAUAGUUCGAUUCGAUGACUAUGAUGAUGAGUUCGUCAAUGAUAUGGACAUCAGGAGUUAUCUCCAGUACAUCUCCGAUGAGCGUCUCAUCCACAUGCCUCGCCGAGGCAGCGACUGGGAUCGCGUUCUCAGCACAGCCCAGUUCUUCGGUCUCCAGAUCACCACAUUUGCGAGCAAGAUUGAGUCCUUCGCAUCUGGCGCUCAUUCGUCGGCAUCCGCUGCUUUAGCCAGUUGCCAAGUGCUUCUUGAGAUUGGCCACAACCAAGCCAAAGCGCUCAUGCCCACUUUCAUCGCUUUCUAUGAGUUGGCAAUGCUGCUUUCUACUGUCUCUCGCAUUCACGACCUUGAAUACAUGUCCACUUCCAUCAAAGAGUCCGCUGCCCACAUUCUUUGCGAGCUCGUUCAUCUCGUCGGUCGCAUUGCCAGCCACUACAAGCAGAAGAUUGACAGCCUGAGACCCAAUGAGAGCAUCACCAUCAGCUUUGAUGCAGCCUUUGGUCAGCUCAUCGACUCCAUCUGGAAGGCCAAGGAUGAUUUAUGCGACCGUGUCUGGCGGUACAGCCUUGGUCACAAGUCCUUCUCCAUCAGCCUCAAGUCUGUCCGCCAGCGCCUUGAACCCUCUUCUGGGUCUUCGGUCAGAAACACUCUCUAUGAUGAGGUCAACGAGCAUCUAGAUCGCUCUGAAGACACUUGUCACUGGAUCAAGGGCCAAUUGAGCAGCUUCCUCAACGGCAAGGACAAGUCUCUCAACCUUUGGGGCGAAGCUGGUGUUGGUAAGAGUGUUCUUGCCGAGUGGGUUCAAGAGAGACUUGCGCGUCCUUACGACUACAGGUCCUACACUGUUCUUUCAUACAACUUCCCUUGGGACUCACCCAAGGAGGCCACGUCAUUGGCUUGUGCCAAGAGCUUCGUCUACCAGCUUCUUGAGCGAAGUGUUGGCGACGUCGAGCUCUAUGGGCGCCUCGUUCAAGCCUUUGAGGUCUACUCCAAGACUUCUGAUGCUGGCAAGCUUGAGGCAACCAUUUGGGAUACCUUGCGCACUGGCAUUCUCUCUGCCGAGAGUCAAAGCUCAUCAUUCAUUCUCUUGACCGAUGGAUGCGACGAGAUGCUUGGCGGUGCUAAGGGCGCCGUCGGCUUCCACAAGCUCCUAUCGGACUGCAUCGCAGAUUGUUCAAGAACCCGUGUCAUCACCUUUUCACGAAGACUUGAUGGUCUCAAGGAUUGCAGCAAGAUCUUCCAGAUCAAGCAACAGCAGGUCCAAGAAGACAUUCGGGCUCACCUCAAGCAGGUGCUUUCCAACUCACGCCACUACCAUGAAGUUAUUCAUCAUGACCGCGAGCAAGUCAUCAAUGACCUUGUCGCCAAGUCAAAGGGCAGCUUCCUUUGGGCCUUUUACGCUGGUCGUCUCUUGGUCCAGGAGCAGUCUUGUGAUGGCUUCCUUGGAAAGGCCAAGAGCAUCAGUGGCGAUGUUAACGACGUCCUUCGACUUAGCCUGGACAGGCUGGACUUGAAGAAGAACGAGAUGGCCAAGUAUCUUCUCUCCUUUAUGCUCGUAACCAACACUCCCUUCUCUGUUCCAGAGAUCGCAGAACUUCUGUGCGUCGAUCUUCAGAAGCGGGCGAUGCUUCCCAGCACCUCAAACGUCUCUAAGUUCGUCACUGAGAAGUGCAGUGAUUUCCUUAUCAUCCGAGGUGGUCGUAUUCACUUCCGCAAUGCUGUUGUCCAAGCAUACUUCAGGGGUCUUCUUGGAAAAUCUCUUCUUUCUGAAAAGGACGCACACUCUCAGUUGACUUUGAGGAUGCUUCUUUACGCGCGAUUGAACCUCGAUGAUGACCAGGAGCUGCUCACUGAUGAGUUGGAUGACUCUUCUGUCGAGAUCAUCUUGAGCAGACAUCAUUUGAUGGGUUAUGUCAUGAGCAACUGGGUUGUGCACUUCCGACAUGCAGGGUUCGUCGCAUCAGACGGCAAGAUCAGCCUACCUCAAGGCUUCCGUGACAUCUUCCCCGAGUCUGUCAUGUUCACUCUGCUUGAGCGACCUUGCUGGGGUAGACACGACGUCCGCCAGGAUACCAUUGAGCUUCAUGAGCUCACUCUGCGUAUUCGUGAGUCCUGCUUCGGAGAGAAGCACGUCUCUGUUCUCCAGAGUCUCAUUGCUCUUGGCCACAUCCACGUCAAGUUCUCCACCUCUUCCGAUGCCCAUGAAUGUGGAGCACGAUACUACUACCGAGCUGCCAAGCUGGGCGAGAUCAUUCUCUCCAAGACCAGCACAUUUGUUGGCUCAUGCACACACCUCUUCCUGACUUGGACCGAGACAAUUGUCAUCACCAAGCGCACAGAGAUUGUGGAAUGCCGAGAGGAGAUGAUUCGUUUCUGGAUUGAGAUCUGCAAGCACAAGCAUGGUAAAUCCAGCGACGAGGUCAUUCACUGGCACGAGAAGCUCGCGAAGCUCUACAUUUGCAUUCACGAGGAGUGGCGUGCUACUAUCGUAUACAAGGAGCUUUACGAGAUUAUUGUCAUCCGCUAUGGCAAGAAGUCCCCUGAGGCUGGUCGCAUUGGUGCUUUCUUUGGCACUCUUGACAUUGUUCUUAAGGGUGAAGAGGCUGAGCGAGGCAUUUGUGAGAUGGAAGAGUUCAUCUUCGAGACCACGGAAGAACUCGACAUCCACUCACACCUCUGCAUUGCUAUGAUGAUCAAGCUCGCCUGGUCUUAUCACUCUUGCGGCAAGUUCUACCUUGCUGAGAGACUCUUCAUCAGCAUUUGGCGCCGCAUUUCAAUCAGUUGCCGACUCAACGCCAGCAUUGAAAUACACAUCGCCAAGAUUCAGAUUGCCAUCGAGUACUGCAAGUACUUGCGAAAGGUCCAUCGCCAUGAGGAAGCCACCACAAUUCUCAUCUGUCUCUGGGCUGAGUAUGAGCACCACAAGUGCGAGACUGAGACUCUAGUCAUUUGGAUCCGAGAACUUGGCACUAUGUGCAGAUCAUUCGGCCUUCUCGAGAUCACUGUCACGAUCCUGACCAAGGUAUGGGGAUGGUUCAAGGGAUGUGGUAAGGGUGAUGAUAAAGAAGCUCGCAAGACCACUGUCCUUAUCACUGAAGUCGUGGAGGAGGUCACUGAGACUACGACUACUACCAAGACGACUACUACCACCACUACUGAGGUUACCGAGACAGUCGUCAAGGAGAUCUAUGAGACGCACUACACCCGUUGCAAGAAGUCUGGCUUCGAUCAUGCAUUCUACUCAGCUUGCAUGGCUCUUAUCGGAAUUUACUUCGAGCAUCACCGCUGGGCCGAGGCCGAGAUGAUCAUCAAGCGAACCCUUGAGAUCACUUGGAAGGCCAUCUUGACCACUGAUGUCACAAUCACUCUCUCUGAGCACUCAGUUAGAGAGUGUGUCCACGUGGCUCGACGUCUUGCAAGAUGUUACCAUCACCAGGGCCACUUCGAGAAGGCUGAGUUCAUCUACCUUCGCAUCUACCGCGCCUGUCUUGCCUCUUGUAACCUUGAGGACGAGCUCUUGUGUGGCUCUAUCACCGUUCUCAUUGAGUUCUAUGAGGAACAUCAUCGUCACGAGAAGGUGAUUGAGAUCUACAUCGAGGUCCUUGAGCGAUACAAGAAGACCCUUGGACACACGCAUCGCUUGACCAUCUGGACUCUUUACCAGUUGGCCCAUCACUGCAAGUUGAUUGGUCACAAAGAUGUGUACAAGUACUAUCUUGAGAUCGUCACCGUCUUGAACAAGGGUAUCAAGCAUUGCCAUCACGAUGCCUUCGAAGCUGCCCUUUUCCUCUGUCGCCACUACCACGGCCGCAGUAUGUGGGUGGAACUCCGAGAGCUCUGUGCCUUCGUUUGGGAGACUGUCUGUCACCAUCGUGGAGAGCACAAGUGGUCCGAGGAGAUCAUCUGUGAGAUCUACGAGAAGUACACCUACGUCCUUGAGGUUCACGUCAAGGUUGAGUUCUCUGUUCUCUACCAGAUCUCCGUCGAGUACAAGGAGGUCAUUGAGAAAACCUGUGGUGGGGAGUCCUAUGCUUACAUCUUGGCCUUGAUUGCGUUCGCUAAGAUGUGCGAGAAGCAUGAGAAGCAUGUCCACGAGUCUGUCACCGUCUACGAAGAGGUGAUCAAGAGGAUCACUACGACCAAGACUGUUACAACCACUGUCGUAGAGACUACUAUCCACACAGUCAAGAAGCGCCUUUCCAAGUUGUACGUUACAAUCAUUACGACGGGCGGUAAGAAGGAAGGUCAUGCCCAUGUUCCCAUGGACCGAGCCAUCCAGAUUUGUGUUGAGACCUAUGAGCAUCUCAAGUUUACUCUUGGAUGCUGGCAUGAGGACACUCUCAAGCAGCUUGAGUACGUUAUUGUGCUGUAUCACAGCUGCAACACGAAGGAGUACCACCUCAAGAUGGUCAAGCUGCUCGAGGUUCACAUCACUGAAGUGAUCACGACAUGCAAGGUGACAACGACUCUGUUCAAGGUCGCCAUCACCAUGGCCUCAAUCUACGUCAAGGUCAGCCUUAUUCAACAGGGCUACGAGGUCCUUCGUCAACUUCGACACCUGAUUGUUUUCCGAGGAUCUAUCCCUUGCAACGACCUCACCAUCAAGCUCGACGUCCAUCUGAGCAAGCUUGUCUUUGUCUUCCUCAGCGCUUUUGAGCAAGGUCUUUGCCCCCAUGACUGCGCAACGACCUACUCUGAGAUUAUGGCCACCAUAAUCUACGAGUCUAUUCUUUACGAGGAGUACUCUCGCGUCGUCGAGGUUGAGACUGAGCUUGAAGUCGUUCUCGAAUGUGGUGCUAAGCUCAGAGGCUUCUGGGUUGAGCACAAGCGCUCUCAGCUUCUCCUUGUUCUUGACAAGAGACUCUUCCAGCUCUUCAAGACCAAGUAUGCAUCCUACUUUAAGGAUGUAGCUGACGAGCAUAUUCGUUUGUUCUAUCUUGCUAUCCUUCACGAGCUCGGCAAGGAUCGUGGUGCUACUAAGAUUGACUUUACUCUUCUCGCUGUGAAGGCUGGUAGUGCUAGAGUCAAGGAACUUCUGCAGGCCAAGGACUGGCACUGUGCAGAGGAGCUUGGUCACUGUGUCUUCCACUUUGCCCAGUCCCAGAAGCUGUACCAUCGCCAAGACUGUGUUCAGUAUGGAUACAAGCUUGCUGAGUACCUGGCAGGCAUUGAUGUACCUCACCCAACCGAUGCCAAGGAUGAGAAGAUCAGAAAUGCCAUGCUCAAGACCUCUCGUGAGAUCAUGUCUGAAGUCCUCGCUGCCUUCAAGCAAUCGAACAUUGACUACCUCUGCUUGCGCUUCGAAGAUGUAUCUGGCCUCAUCAGACUUCUUGGAGCACAGCAGAACUGGGAUGAGCUUGAAAUCUUGCUUCAUCGCCUGUGGAGCGCCCGUGAGAGAUUGCAGAGAUCUGGAUGGUCCCCUACUGCGGUCUUGGACAUUGGCAAGAAGCUUGUGCACGCCCAGUACGCUCGUAAGGACGUGACUUGUGCUAUCGAGACAGCCGAGUUGAUCAGCUACAAUUUGCGCCGCAGUCGUGGACGUCUUGAUGUUGAGACUCUUGAAUUCUCUCGUCUCCUCGCUGCUCUGUAUGCCGACAGUGGCCGCAAGGCUAGCGCCAUGUCCAUCCAUGAGACCAUUCUCCGUGAGAUGAUUUCAUGCAGCAGCGGCAAUGAGUUUGGAGAGGCUUAUCCUGAUCGUCAACGAUUUACCUCUGAAGCGCGCACUCACUUGGAACUUCUCAAGGCUUCGCAUCAUCAACUGCAGGGCUGGGCUAAGCCAGUUGAUGAGUACAAGGAUGUUCAUUCUCGUCUGAACAGCAGUCUUGGUCUAGGACUACCUGCAUUUGACAAGUGGUCUGCUGGCGCGGUUGAUAAAAAUAUCGAAGGAGGAGGCAACUAUGUUGCCCCGAGAGAGUGGAAGUUGGAUGGUGGAGUCAAGACUACGGUUACUCGUAGAAGGAUCAGUCGCGAGAGACCACAUGGUCGAUUGGAUGUGCUCCACACAGCAAGACAAUGGUGGUUGGUAUGGAGCCACGAAGCAAACAAGCAUGUGAGCCAUGCCGAAACUGUGUCUAGGUCGUCGCCGAACACAUCCGCAAGGCCCAUCUCAGUGGACUCAUACGAGAGCGCUACAAGUAUGAGCCCAGAGAUUAUAUCUGAGACAAUACCUGAAGCGACUUUUAGUCCUGAUAACUUCCUUGCACUCACCGUACGACAUAGCAGGCAUGCCUUCUAUCGGGGACAACAAGCUCAAGCUAUCGAAUUCUAUGCUUCUUCCGCCCAACAAACAGUCACCCGUCUUGCUUCGCAGGGUAUCCCGAGGUUGGAAAUUAUCCAAUCUCUUUGCUUGCUUGUCCUGGUUGAUGUCGCGGCCUGUAAGCCAGGGCAGGCAUGGAUGACUAUCGGAACUCUGUCGCGUCUCGAAGCUCUGCGUAAAAUAUCACAGCCCGCACUCAUCGAGUCACUAUCCGAUCUUGAAGCAAGUCUUGGGUGUCAUUGGACUGUGUUUCUCCUAGAGCAGACCUUCACGCCUCUGGAACGCAGUAGCAUUCAGGACGACAAUGAACCAAGGUACCCAACAAGCGCGCCCAUACCUCCAUCAUUACCACCCGUUAGCGACGGCGAAUACCCACCAGAUCUUUUCUCCGAGGAUGCAUCCGAGGAUCUUGGUAUAACAGCUUAUUACGUCAAGAUACUUGGAAUAUGGGGCAACUUAUCAUCGUAUCUUCAUCAAAUUCGAAUUGGUAAGGUCGGAAAUGCAUGGUCUCCUGGAUCAAUGCACUACACAAUUUGCGCUCAGCUUUACGAGUACGACUCAAAGACACCUCAUAUCCAUCUCCUACGAAGUGUGCACUUCACUAAGCGUCAAUCGCAUGAUUUGAUCGAACGCCGCGAGUACUGGAUCCCUUGGGUCCUGCAACAAGUCACGUCCCAUGCAACCAACGCCAUCUUGAACCACCCGUUUAUUCAUCUUGUGGCGAUGCGCGAUGGGAUGAAUGGCCUGCCACCGCGACAAUUUCUUCAACAAACUGUCGAUCUGACUCUGUAUCAUUCGGCUUGGGUAUUCAAGUUUCUUCGCUUCUGCGACGAGAAUAACAUUGGAAUAUAUGACCCAUUGGUGGGUCACUUGGUGGCUGUUGUUGCAACUAUACCAUGGCUGUUCCAGCGUGCGAUUGACCAAAAGAUUGCGCUUAAAGCAAAGGAUGAUUUUGCAUGGUGCAAGGAAUUCCUUCAAAGCCUUUCGACUACCUGGCCGCAUAUUGGACAUAAAACUCCAUUGCGGAGAACAACCCCCAGUCGCCCACCUCCAAAGGCAUAUCGAUCGUCUUUCAUCCACAUGUCUUCUGGUCAUUGGUUGAUCCCAAACUGA
This is a messenger RNA of Fusarium graminearum PH-1, 7644 nucleotides long. RefSeq lists its product as uncharacterized. NCBI's taxonomy places the organism in Eukaryota, Fungi, Ascomycota, Sordariomycetes, Hypocreales, Nectriaceae. The record is from RefSeq and is a predicted model, not a curated record. Bases 1 to 7644 code for a protein of 2547 amino acids. Gene Ontology annotation, molecular function: protein binding. The transcript is spliced from 7 exons.